CUACAGUCGGCUUCGUUAGGCGUACUGCUCGAACACACCCAAUGAUAAUUCUCUUCACUGCUCUGUGUUGCUGCUGUCGGGAAACUGGGUGUGUGAUCCGGAGUGGCUGAUGGAAUUGCUUGCUGUCUUUGCAUUGGCUGACCGCACAGCAGCACUGCUCCGUGUAUUUUUAGCCAUCGAUGCAAUUCAUAUUGCGGUGCGAGCGAGGCGACUCGGUCCACAGUCCCAGUAGGCUACACGGGAGUUACAGGGGGUAGCUGCAAGUGCAGUGCUUGGGGUUUGAUACAUAGACCGAAGGAGAGUGGGGGAGACUGGCUACACAGCAAGUCAAGUAAAAAUAAAUAAACGGCAUUAUCGGGUUUUCACGGUCAGGUGCUGAGGCUGUAGCCUGAGGAUUUCCAAUAGCCUACAUUUGUAGAUUUAUUGUUGGUCUAUUUUAAUACUGAGCAGCUUUGCAAAUGGCAAGUCCCGCUGCAGAUAGAGGACAACCACACCAGCGACAUCCCCUCUCCGAAUCGGCCUCGGAGCCCGCGUUUCUAGAAGCGCAGAAAUGGAUUGAGGCGGUCACAGGCAGAUGCUUCAAUGACAAGGACUUCAGGGGAGGCCUGGAGAAUGGGAUCCUGCUGUGCGAGUUGCUGAGCUCCAUCAAACCUGGCUUGGUGAAGAAGAUCAACAGAUUACCCACUCCCAUCGCUGGCCUGGACAACCUGAGUGUGUUCCUGCGUGGCUGUGAGGAGCUGGGACUGAAGGGCUCUCAGCUGUUUGACCCUGGGGACCUGCAGGAUAUCUCCACACGCCCCAACGCCAACAGGGUUGCCGACUGCAGUAGGAAACUCAAGAAUGUUCUGAUUACCAUAUACUGGCUGGGCCGGGCUGCCAACAGCUGCACCUCCUACAACGGGCCCACACUGGACCUGAAGGAGUUUGAAGGCCUGCUAUCACAGAUGCGGAAGGAGGCGGAGGACACGGAGAGCCCCCAACGCAGCAUACGGGACAGCGGCUACAUCGACUGCUGGGACUCGGAGCGUAGCGACUCACUCUCCCCGCCUCGCCACGGCCGAGAGGACUCCUUCGACAGCCUGGACUCAUUCGGCUCACGCUCCAGACAGACGCCCUCGCCGGACGUAGUGGUCGCCCGCGGCAUUGGCAGUGAUGGCCGUGGCAGCGACUCAGAGUCCGACGCCGGACCUCACGGGGGCAGGAAGCUGCCAGACGUGCGCAAGGAUGACAUGCUGGCUCGGCGGACCUCGGUGAGCGAGCCCCGCGUGAUGGUGCCCUUCAAUCAGUACCUGCCCAACAAGAGCAACGCCAGUGGCUACGUGCCCACACCGCUGCGCAGGAAAAGGGGUGACCACGAGAGCCGGGAGGAGGGCAGUGGAGGGGGUGGAGGCAGCCGCAAGAGCUGGAGUACCGCCACCUCGCCCAUAGGAGGUGAUAUACCCUUCAGAUUCAGUCACAGAGCUGCUAGUGUAUCAGAUGACCCAGAGAGUGUGAGUAUGAUUGACAUGCGUUGUGAGGAGGACGCCAUCUUGCCACACCACAGCCAGGUGCGCCACGAGCUCAUGCACAACCAGUACAACAUGAUGAAGGAGGAAGAGGACCACUGGCAGGAUGACCUAGCCCGGUGGAAGAGUCGCAGGAGAAGCGUCUCCCAGGACCUGAUUAAGAAGGAGGAAGAGAGGAAGAUGAUGGAGAAGCUGAUGACUGGUGAGGGGGGGGCCAUCUCUCAGAGGAGGAAGAGCAUCAAAACCUACCGGGAGAUUGUUGAGGAGAAGGAGCGUCGUGAGAACGACCUCCGCGAGGCCUACCGGUUGGCCCGCACCCCUGAGGAGGCAGCGUUGGUCCUCCACCGCUACGCCCAGCGCUUCACCAUAAGUGAAGCGGUGUUGGAGCGCCUGCAACUGCCCAAACUGCUGGACAGGAGCAUCUCUGAGGAUCCCACCGCUACCACCAACACACGUCUCACCCUCACCCCCACUUCCUGUUCUCCCACCCCCACCUCCCCGGAAGAAGAUACAAAUGGCCCCCUGAAGUACCUGAGGCAGCAGUCGCUCCCGGCACCCAAGUUUACCGCUACUGUUGAGGCCCAGGUGGUGGGGUUCCCCCAGGGUUUGUCUCAUCGCCCCCAGAUUCGGUCGCGUAAGCCUGAACCAAACCCCUCGAUCCGGGCCGUCUCACCCAAGUCUGUACCUUUGCUGAUGCCCAAGCCUUACAAUCAACCCAAGGGCAUGCAGAUGCUGGUGGGACCCAGGCCAGGCAAGGUGGACGGCUUGCUGCGAGUGAACGGCGACAUGGGAAACGAUGAGGUCACCACUCCAGAGAGCGAGGGAAGGACCUCCCCUCUACGGUUCUACCCCUCCCCUGCCACACCUACAGCCUCCUCUGAUGGUUCUGACACACACCCAUGUGAGGCCACUCCCCCACCCACACAUAGCCUCUCCCCCAGGGCAAGCCCAUUACCAGCCAUGCCAGCUGUGGCACAGUGUGGCACAGGCACUGCAGUGACAUCAUCUUCAAUGCCAGGAGAAAGUGAUGCCCAGAAGAAGGAUAAUGCACAGGAGUCUACCCCGCCUAGCCGGCCCACCUCACUGCCCUCGGAGCUGCAGAGCACAGAGUGUCUUGUGGAGGCGGGAGGCAGGUCUGCUGCAGGCCCACUGGGGGAGGAGACCAAUACAACAGAGACUGCAGUACAGCCCUCUCCAGCUACAGAGUCACAACAAGCUCCCAAAGAACAAACAGAAGUGUGUAUGAAUGCCACAGCGACUAGACAGAACACCACUGUCCUCCGUCCAGUCCUAUCAGAGCACGCCACACAACAAGCUCAACCAAUGACCGCACCGGUCAGUGAGCCCAGCCUGGAAGCGUCUCAGAGAGCAGAUGAAGUUGCUACCUUGGCUGAUCCAGGACCUGUCAGAAACAAACCACCAUGUGAAGCUCCCACAACAGAGCUGGCUAACAGUGCCAGUUAUCCACCAGCAACCGGCAACCCUAGGUUAGGCCUACGUUGGGAGUUCUUCACCACGCCAGAGGGGGCAGAGCAGGAGCGUGGUACAGCAGCGGUCACGCAGGUGUCAUCCCCGGUAGUGGCCCAGGCUAAGCGGGGUGACCGCUGGUCUUGGGACCCAAAUGAGGAGCGAAAGCGUCAGGAAAGGUGGCAGCAAGAGCAGGAGCGCAUGCUUCAGGAGAAGUACCAGCAUGAGCAGGAGAAGCUGAAACAGGAGUGGGAGAGAGCGCAAAGAGAGGUGGAAGACGAGGAGAGGAGAUACCAUGAGGAGGAGCGAAGGAUACUAGAGGAGACUGUGGCCCCUCUGACCCCCCUCUCCUCCACCCUGCCCUCGCCCAUCCGGGGGGACACCCCCGCGCCUAUGGACCCCCAGGACACCAUCGUCCGGUCGCUGGCCGACUGGGAACGCAAGCAGGAGCUGCUGGAGAGACAGGGGGGGAACACCGAGAGAGUGGUAUGGAAAGGACAAGAUAACGACAGGAGUAGUGACAUCAGCACAGCGUCCAGAGAUGAGAGUCUGAAAACAGCAGUCAGCUCAAUCAGCCAGAACAGCAGUCAGGCAGACAAGCUGACACCGAGUUUGCAGAAUGGUCAGAGAGCACCACCCACCAUGGCCGUUCCCCAGCCACCCAACAAGAAACAAAAUACAGAGGUCUUACUAGACUGCACCAAACCCAGCCAGCAGGCGCCCUCUCGGGACAGGAGGUGUGGCUCCAUUGAAUCCAUGGGGCCCAGUCCAUCAAACUCACCCACCACAUGCCCAUCCGACAUGCCUCAAUCUCCAAACAGGUCGGUGAGCGGUAAGAAGCUGUGCUCCAGUUGCAGUCACCCUUUGGGAAAAGGGGCAGCCAUGAUUAUUGAGACCCUCAGCCUUUACUUCCACAUCCAGUGCUUUAAGUGUGGGGUCUGUAAGGGACAGCUGGGUGACACCACCACGGGGACAGACGUGAGGAUCCGGAACGGCCUCCUCAACUGCCACCAGUGCUACAUCCGCUCCCGCUCAGCCGGCCAGCCAACCACAUUGUGACAACGUUGGGUCAAUGGAAAGCACACAGAGAAAUUGUCUCCCUUCUUCCUACUUCUCCAUAUAAUCAACAUGUGUGGAAUGUGUCUUGUCUGUCAAUGCCUAUGUGGGGAUUUUCGCAAUGUCUGCAAAUCACAUCCUAUCGGGUUUAUUGAAAUGGUCCAUUUAAUGCCUGACAUUGGAAAGUUGUGUGUACAUAGAAUAUUAGUCCGACUGAUCAUAGUCAGCCUAUUGAUUCUAUUGGCUCUGUAUGAUCACAGCUCAGAGGUUCUCACUUCCUCGUAUCCAUAUGCACCCACAAGCUCUCUAGAGGAUGGUGGACAUUUUGAAUCUGAGUUCUGAUACUGUAAAUAUGGUGUAUACAGUAUAACAGCCUCCUCCACUUCAAAACAGUAUAGGAAACUCAUAAACACUAAUGCAAUGAAGUCCAACCAACAAAUUUGGCACUUAGACAAAAUAUUUGUUUGUAAAGUAUACCCUUUAUUUGAAUUGAAUUAUUCUCUGGUAUCCAGGUUGUUAGAUAGGCCUUAUUAGUCUCUAAUUUGGUUGCUAGAGAAGGUUGUCAUGAUUUCCAAUAAAAGUUUCAAGUAAUAGAAGUGUAUUCCAUUUUGCCAAUUUGAGAUCUGUAGGAGUUUUUCUCGGUGGUCAACUAAAGGCUUAGAAAAGCCUGCUUUGUUCCUCCCGAUUUUCACUUAAACCACAAUUAACCCAAACUCUGGUUUAAAUUCUGAAAACGAAAUCGUUUAGCUAACUAUCUUCUUUCCAGGCAGCUCCAACACUGUCUUAUCGUUUAUUUCUUGCGUAUUGCUUUAGUAGCCUACUGGAUACAAAAAAAUACUGUGCUGUCACUAGGCUAUAGGCCUACAUACAUUACAGUAACUUUGCACGUCGGCCUGACAACGUUAUCCUUUUCUCUCUUUCUUUGCUCAAAAAAAAUGUCCGCUCACAAAGUUAGAUGUACUUGAUUUUAAAGCAAUAACGCGAACUGAUGCAUGUAAACUGAUUGUGGAGGUAAACAACCGUCAUGGAUUCAUGCUACUGUACUAAACCAUUCCGUAAACUCUUAACCGGUUCUCUUUAGGAAUUUCAGGCUUGGAAUGUCAUGAAACGUGCCUUAGGUAAACAGGUGAUUGCACACUCAAGGGAAGGGAACCCAAAGAUGGUGUCUACUUAAAGGAAAACUCCACCCAAAAACUGUCUUUUGGUAUUUAUUUCAUUAGUCCAUUGAUGAUAUAGUCUCAACUUGAUUAUUGACAAAAAAAACAUGAUCAAGAAUAUCACUUAAAAUACAGAAAUCAGCAAUAGGCAUCGUAUAGGGAUUAUUUCUGUAUUGUGUAUGUUACAUGUCUUUUAAAACUUAUUUGCUAACAAGCAAAACAUUUUGAGACUAUAUCAACAAUAGACUAAUGAAACAAAUGCCAAAGUUUCGUUUUUGGGUGGAGUUUUCCUUUAAGUGUGAUAGGGUAGGAUGGGAGAUUUUUGUCCAAAAUGCAGGAGAAACUGCAGAGAGCUUAAAAUCACCCCACCAAUUUGUUUUGUUGAUAUUCCCCUUUAUUUUUUUACUCAUGUCACAGUUUACCAAACCUUGUUUUUUCAUGAUUUGCAGUGUCUUUCCAGUUUCUAAACAGAAUCUAAAAUAUAUCUAGGAUAUAUGGUUGACAUAUUUAAUAGCAGCCUUUCCCAACAAAAAAUAGGAUGACCAUUGAUUUUUGUAUUUUGUGUAUCUGAAUGUUUUGACAUUAUAAUAACUCUAUAUAGGCCUCUCUAUGCCCUGUUGACAGUGAUGACGAUUUUGGUCAGCAAUAGAAACCCAUUUUCAACAACAAAAAUAUAAAUUAAGCAUACUUGUUGCGUUGUGAAAUUAUGGCUAAAAUGUUCUUACCACCAGGUGCACUUGAUUAACAUUUGGCUGCUAAAGACCAGUGCCAGCAGUUUGAACGUCAAUUGUGAAAUUAUAGGUUACUAUGGAGCAAUUUCAGUGCCAACAGAUAUUGUAUUUGAAUUUCAUAAUUUCGAAUUUAUAUUAGGAUUUUGAAUUUGAUUGUAAUACUUUUGAAUUUGUAAUCGUUGAAUUCAGCUUUAGCUAAUUGGGCUAACAUAGUCUUGUGACAUGUAGGAGACCUUGUUCAAACCCACUCAGUCACAAGAGCAAGAUUUAAUAGGGAGUGGAAAGGCUAUCCUUAGAAGGGCUAUGACAGGACUAUUCAACUAUAUUCUUAUGUGGGCCAAAUUGUGUUUUUUGUGACACUCUUCUAACUCCGAUUGUUGUCAUCAUAGAAGGGAACAGAAGGCUCCAGAGUCUUUGCUUUCAGGAAUUGGGUCGUAAUAGCUCAUAGCCAAGACGGUUCAAAAGUUGGCGCUAAAUUAAUAGGAAGGAAAUAAAUUCAACAUGUCACAUUGGCUUCAGAAACUGCAUGAAGUUUAUGUUUUACAGAGUGAGCAUUUGAUUAUCUGUUCUCUACCUUCCUGGUUGGCAAAGUACCAGGAUGUUGUCUCAGGUUUUGAAUCUGAAUUUAGAGAGCUGAAGUUGAAUAAAUGAAACUUUGAUUAACUUGAAAUGAUGGUUUGUAAACUUGAUUCACAGACAAUGAAUGCAAUACUUACCAUAAGUUACAUUUAUGAAUUCAGCGAUUCAAUUCAUGCAUUACAAAUUCAAAAUAACGGAAUUCAAAUCAAAUGUCUGUUGGCACUGAAAUCGCUCCAUAGGUUACCGGUGGUGGAUAUAAUGUAUGUUCAAAUGCUAUCUUGAAAUAAAUCCAUAGCCUACUCUGUCAGACAUAUGAUCCAUUCUCAACUUGUAGCUUACAACUUUCCCUGUUUCGUCUGAGUUUAUUUUUCUGAUAUAGUCCUACCAUAUUUUUAGGCUUCAGGUCUGAUUGUCUUUUUACUUUUACUUAGGAAAUUAAUACAUCUCAGCUGAUACUCUGCAGGGGGGCGUCUUUGUGUCAGAAAUAUCGAUACCGUCUUAGCUGGAUGAAUAGUUUGGGAAUGAUACUUUACGUCUAAGUUCUGUAUUUAUUGUAAUAUUCACCUGAACAUUACCCGAAGAAAGAUAAAUGUGAUGUUCAAAUGCAUUGGCUUUAUAGCAUACUGUAUGUUUAUAAAUAAAAUGUAACAAAUGAAUGAA
Oncorhynchus kisutch (coho salmon) is the source of this 7155-nucleotide messenger RNA. Its product is annotated as LIM and calponin homology domains-containing protein 1. NCBI's taxonomy places the organism in Eukaryota, Metazoa, Chordata, Actinopteri, Salmoniformes, Salmonidae. The record is from RefSeq and is a predicted model, not a curated record. Gene Ontology annotation, biological process: regulation of focal adhesion assembly; positive regulation of stress fiber assembly. Gene Ontology annotation, cellular component: stress fiber. The coding region runs from base 459 to 4031 and encodes 1190 amino acids. Gene Ontology annotation, molecular function: myosin II head/neck binding. The transcript has 27 exons.